AACUGAAAUAAGUUACUUCGCCCGACCUACGUAUAACAGUUACUUGAAAUCGUCGACCAUGUCUGUAGAUACAGAGGAAGAUCCGGAUAUUUUGCAAAAUUUCACUGAAGUUUUAGAUGGACUUGCGGAAGAACUCAAAAAACUAUUUGAUUACCGAGAUUUAUUCUUUGAGAACAACCCAAUAGAGUUGGCUCCAGACAAGAAUAAGCUUGUUGACGAGAAGAAAGAAAUCCUAAUUGAAAAAUUCGAAAGCAUAGAUGACAGCCAGAUCCCGUUCUCUCUCCGCGCCAGAUUCCUGUACAUGAAAGGCCGGUGCUACAACAUCAGCACCGGCUACGACGCCCGCGCGACCCAGUGCCUCAGCAAAGCGGUGAAGCUGAGCCCGCAGAUGGUGGACGCGUGGAACGAGCUGGGAGAGUGUUAUUGGAAGAACAUGAAUGUGAAAGAGGCGAAGGCUAGUUUUGAGGGGGCUUUGAAACAUGAGCGCAACCGCCUCUCUCUCCGCUGUCUGUCCAUAAUCCUUCGCCAGGAAACCGGAGACAAGCGAGAAGACACAGCCUCCACCAUCGCCCGGAGCGUAGAUCUCGCCAGAGAAGCGGUGUCCCUCAACACUAAAGACGGAGUGUCUUGGAUAGUGCUUGGAAACGCUUGUUUGUGUCAAUUCUUCCUCGGGGCGCAAGAUCGGGCGAAGCUGAAGCUGUGUAUGAGCGCUUAUAAACAGGCCUUGAGCGACCCGGUGGCUAAGGGGCAGCCGGAUUUGUAUUAUAAUAAGGGGAUUGCAUUCAAAUUCGAAGAAUACUACGCGGAAGCCCUAUCAGACUUCGACUACGCGUGCCGCCUGGAUCCGCCUUGGGAGCUGCCCCGGCAAGAACUAGCCAGACUGAAGCAGUACCUGACGGCCGCGGACGACCUGGCCAGAACGAGAGGCAGGAUAAAGACUAAGCGGCUGCAACAGAUGGUUCAGUCCAUAGACAAGAAGAUGCUGGGCGUGUACGCGACGGCGACCAUAGACAAUUAUGGCAAGAGCGAGCCCGCCUUCAGCCACGCCACCUUCGACCAGCUGGCUGACGGUAAGAACGCGGGCAAAGUUGUGCUGGGCAAAGUUGUCGGCUCCAUACAUAACGAGAACGCGGUGCCGUUCACUUUCGCCAUAGUGGACGCCUCGAUGGAAUGCGUCCUUGUCACGGUGUAUAACUGGGCGGACGGACGGGGGGCCAUCAUUGGGGACUCAGUGGCCAUACCCGAGCCUAAACUUACCACGCACAAACUGGACGGACCCUUAGCCAAGUACGAUUUCAAGUCUAUCCGAGUCAACAACCCUACCCUCCUUCGCGUGAACGGGAAACGAGUCGGCCUCGAACAGUUCGCGUCCACCAAGGUCACCAGCACUUACGAGGUGCACUGACGAACCC
This is a messenger RNA of Cydia amplana, 1412 nucleotides long. RefSeq names its product tetratricopeptide repeat protein 5-like. The transcript is spliced from 8 exons. The coding region runs from base 59 to 1405 and encodes 448 amino acids. NCBI's taxonomy places the organism in Eukaryota, Metazoa, Arthropoda, Insecta, Lepidoptera, Tortricidae. Gene Ontology annotation, molecular function: protein binding. The record is from RefSeq and is a predicted model, not a curated record.